Molecule: messenger RNA, 840 nt
Organism: Osmia bicornis bicornis
Lineage: Eukaryota; Metazoa; Arthropoda; Insecta; Hymenoptera; Megachilidae
Exons: 1
Coding region: 1-840 (279 amino acids)
Source: RefSeq, a predicted model, not a curated record
AUGAAGCGCCUGCUCACCAAGUUGCAGGAGAAUGCUGGCCAGCUCACUAAGGAGGAAUUGGACGACCUCAAGCAACAAGUCGACGAGGCCCUGAAAGCGUUCAGCAAGGAGCACGCUCACUUCGAGGUGGUCUGGCCCUCCUCAAUGACAGAUCACCCCUAUUUUUCUGAAGAGCUCCAUGAGAAAAUGCAGGACGCUCACUCCGACGCCAAGUCUCUGAUCGCCAAGGAGAGGGCCAGGCUCACGGCUCAACGACCGGAUCAACAGCCUGAUCAGCCCAGCAAAACGCCAGCUCAAUCUAAGUUGCCGGAUAUUGCACUGCCUAAGUUCAAUGGCAGUUACACCGACUGGCCCUCAUUUAUUGAUCUGUUCACCUCAGUCGUGAUCAACCGAGAGGACUUGGACGACGUCCAGAAAUUUUAUUACCUCAAGGGAUGCCUGCGAGGAGAGCCGCUCAAGAUCAUAUCGAACCUAUCGCUCACCGGAUCAUCGCUCAAUUCAGCCAUCGCCCAGCUCAAGAGCCGCUAUGAGAACAAGCGCCGGCUCAUCCAAGCGCACUUAGAUCAACUGGCGUCGCUACCUGCUGGACCGCCGACCAUGGCAGCCGAGCAAGCAAAGAGCCUGAGCCAGCUCAUCUCAACAGCGCUGGAAACGAGAAACGCGGUGCUCAAUUUGGUGGAUGCGAGAACACUGGGCGACUGUAUGCUGGUGCAUCAGGUUAGCCGCAAGCUGGACCGCACGACCAAGGAGAGGUGGGAGUCGUCGCUGGGGGCGACGACUGAGUUCCCAAGGUUCGACGCGCUGGUGGAAUUCGUCACCGCCCGUGUGAGGACCUUGUAG